Lagopus leucura (white-tailed ptarmigan) is the source of this 1738-nucleotide messenger RNA. It is a transcript of the gene CCR4, whose product is annotated as C-C motif chemokine receptor 4. Gene Ontology annotation, biological process: chemotaxis; immune response; inflammatory response. Gene Ontology annotation, cellular component: membrane. The coding region runs from base 1 to 1077 and encodes 358 amino acids. The transcript has a single exon. Lineage: Eukaryota; Metazoa; Chordata; Aves; Galliformes; Phasianidae. The record is from RefSeq and is a predicted model, not a curated record. Gene Ontology annotation, molecular function: C-C chemokine receptor activity.
AUGAGUUUAUCAAGCACGGAGUCCCUUGAAGCUGACACCUCAACCUUUUAUGACUUUUAUGAUAAUUAUAAUGAUGCUCCACAACCUUGCAGUAAGGAAACCGUCAAGAGGUUUGCAGCCUCUUUCCUCCCUGUUCUAUAUACCCUGGUGUUCCUGGUUGGGCUAAUAGGAAACACUCUGGUCAUUGUGGUCCUCUUUAAAUACAAGAGACUGAAGAGUAUGACUGAUGUGUACCUGUUAAACCUCGCCAUCUCAGAUUUGCUCUUUGUUUUAUCCCUGCCCUUCUGGUCUUAUUUCAUGAUAGACCAAUGGGUUUUUGGAAGUCCCUCGUGUAAGAUUAUUUCGUGGCUCUAUCUGGUUGGGUUCUACAGUGGGAUAUUUUUUAUUAUGCUUAUGAGCAUAGACAGAUACCUGGCAAUUGUUCGUGCAGUGUUUUCCUUGAAAGCAAGAACUGCCUUCCACGGCCUGAUUGCCAGUCUUAUUGUAUGGCUGGUAGCUCUGUUAGCCUCAGCUCCAGAACUUGUAUUUAGAGAAUCUUUCGUUGAACAAAAUUAUACUACUUGCAAGCUGAGAUAUCCGAGCAACUACAUGACAUGGAAACUCUUCUACACUUUGGAAAUCAAUAUUCUUGGGCUCCUACUCCCUUUUAUAGUUAUGGCAUUUUGUUACUCCAUGAUUAUUAAAACUUUACUACACUGCAGAAAUGAGAAAAAGAAUAAGGCUGUGAGGAUGAUCUUCGCUGUCAUGAUUGUGUUUUUCUUCUUCUGGACCCCCUACAAUAUUGUAAUUUUACUACAACUGCUGGAAGCUACUGGAGUCAUUAGAAACUGUCAAACAAGUAAGAACCUGGACUAUGCAUUUCAAGUAACUGAAACCCUUGGCCUUUUUCACUGUUGCCUCAAUCCAGUCAUCUAUUUCUUCAUGGGGGAAAAAUUUAAGAAGUACCUGAAGAUGCUCUUUAAGAACUGGCAGUUACCUGGAGUUAUUUGUAAGUGGUGUGGACUCCAUAUCACUUACCACACCGAGUCUACAGGAUCGUUCCACACACAGUCAACUGGGGACCAAGAAGCUCUGUAACGUGUUCCACACCGACUGACAAAAAUAAAAUGACAAAAGCAGGAACUUCAAAAAGCUCAGAAAAUGCACAAGCAUUUACGCCAGCUAGUCUUUGAUAAUAACUUCAUCUUUGAUUUCUGCCUCUUAGAUUUUCUGAAUACUAUGACAGAAGCUGUCCUAGAUGUGAGAUCUGGCAGUCAGACCCGUACGCUGUAUCUGCUGCAAUUAGAAAUCACUGCUCAGAUUAACAGCAGCCUUAACUCACAAGUGCUACGCUCGUUGCGUGUUUUUCACCAGCACCAAGAGAUGACUGGACUCAAUGGAGGGCAGAGGAGAAACAACUUGCUUUCUCAAAGUCCAUUUGAGAAAUAUCUUUGUUUAUUCAAGGAGUAGGUGGUUAUUACAGUAUUUUUUACCCUCAGCUGAUCUGUGCAGCUUUUGUUUGCUCAUACAUGUAGCAAUCUAUUAACAACAGCAGCUGCUGUUAGAAGUUUAAUCUCAGGGAAGGCUACACCUUCUGCCAUUAAGAAAAAAAGGACACAGAACACACACUGUGUACAAAGAUGCAAAGCCAGUGCAUUACGCUGUGCUAUAAUCUAGCUUUGUUUUCUUUCAGGUAUCCAAACUGUCUACGCAUACAUAUAUAUAGGCAUUUUUGAAUGAUUUAAUUACCAUAAUUCAG